AUGCGUUCCACAAAUGGUGGGCAGGAUGCGUCACGCCAAACCGAGUCACCGUCCUUGAAUGAAGGAAUGGCUGCCGGAAACGACAUUCCUGGUUCGCUGGAACAGGAAACACACCCCGACAACACCAAACGGCAGAAAUUGAAAUCGAAAGCCGAGGAGGACGAAUUCGACGAAGAUCGAGGCCAGGUGCUGAGGGGGGAUCUGGAAUCUCAAAGAUUCUAUAACGGUGGAAUACCCUAUUGGAGCUUCAUCACAGAUCAAGGCGUUCUUACCGACAGGAUAAUAUCACACAAGUUCCUAGGAUCGGGAACUGACGAGGAUCCUUAUCUUGUAGAAUAUAUCCCGGAGGACCCAAGAAACCCUAUGCUGUUUGCCCCAUGGACCAAAUGGACAAUCACAAUGGUUGUUGCAUUUGCAACCCUAGCUAUUGCAUUUGUGUCGUCUGCAUAUUCAGGCGGAAUACAGCAGAUAAAAGAAGAGUUCGAUUGCAGUAACAUUGUUGCAAUUUUGGGGAUUUCGUUGUUUGUGUUGGGUUUCACAAUAGGUCCGUUGUUAUGGGCUCCAAUGAGUGAAAUUUACGGCCGACAGAAGCUGUUUUUCGUACAACGUGCUGACCUUCACUCCACAGGGACGUAUGCGGCUCUGACGGCCUUUAAUGCAGGUGCAGCUGGCGCAAGGAGUAUUCCACAGCUGCUGAUCUGUCGAUUUUUUGCUGGGGCUUUUGGAAGCAGUCCCUUAAAAAAUGCUGGCGGUGUCAUAGCCGACAUGUUCCCGGCGAGUCAGCGCGGGCUUGCGAUGGCAGUUUUUGCCGCUGCACCGUUCAUGGGACCCGUUCUUGGACCCAUAGCAGGUGGAUUCCUAGGAGAAUCUGCAGGCUGGAGAUGGGUGCAAGGGCUUUUAGCAGCAUUCUCAGGAGUAACUUGGCUUCUCAUGGCGUUCUGUGUUCCUGAGACAUAUUCGCCAUUACUUCUGCAGAAGAGGGCCGAAAAUUUGAGCAAACUGACAAGCAAGAUAUAUGUUAGCAAGUUCGAAGCUCAAAUUGCGAUGCUUUCCAUAUAUAUGUCAAUAGUAUACGGAACUUUGUACAUGUUGUUUGCUGCAUAUCCAAUCGUGUAUCAACAGACUCGUGGCUGGUCACAAGGUGUUGGCGGACUACCAUUUCUUGGUGUCGCAGUCGGAAUGCUAGCUGCUGUUGUAUAUUCGAUUCCCGAGAACACACGGUAUAAUAGAGUUGCGGAGGAGAGGCACGAGGGGCUUGCCCCUCCUGAGCAACGACUUCCUCCCGCUCUCGUCGGGUGUGUCUGUAUACCCAUUGGACUUUUUUGGUUUGCUUGGUCGAACUCUCCGGAUGUUCACUGGUUCGCAAGCGUCGCCGCUGGGACGCCUUUUGGAUUUGGCAUGGUCAUGGUUUUCCUUAGCGUAUUCAACUAUCUUAUUGAUUCUUAUACGAUCUUUGCGGCUAGUGUCCUGGCCGCCAAUGCUGUUCUUCGGAGUACAUUCGGAGCGGUAUUCCCCCUUUUCACUGGACCGAUGUAUCGAAACCUCGGAAUCCAUUGGGCCUCGAGUGUUCCAGCUUUCUUAGCUCUCGCAUGUGUGCCCGCGCCGUUUCUUUUCUACAAGUAUGGUGAAAGGCUUAGAUUGAAGUGCAAAUACGCAGGGAAAGCUGCAGAGUUCGCUGGGUUACAGGAACAAUCGGGCAGUAGCGAUGCAGGCACGGCACGUGAGAAAGUUGGUAUAGAUAAAGACUUUCCAACGCCUGGUAUUCGGAAAGAUGGAGAAAACCAUCUUGAAGUUUCAAAUGCAGACGGUCAAAACGAAAACGACCAAAUCAGAGGUUUAAGCCCAGGAUGUGAAAGGGAUAUUUAA
Orbilia oligospora ATCC 24927 is the source of this 1866-nucleotide messenger RNA. RefSeq lists its product as uncharacterized. Gene Ontology annotation, biological process: transmembrane transport. NCBI's taxonomy places the organism in Eukaryota, Fungi, Ascomycota, Orbiliomycetes, Orbiliales, Orbiliaceae. The coding region runs from base 1 to 1866 and encodes 621 amino acids. The record is from RefSeq and is a predicted model, not a curated record. Gene Ontology annotation, molecular function: transmembrane transporter activity. The transcript is spliced from 4 exons.